CCCCACCUGGUGCUGACCACAUGUGUCUCCGGUCCCCAGACAGAGCUGUGACCUGGCCCUGCUCGCAGCUGAUGAGCCUGCCCGCCAUGGCGAGCCCCACUCUGAGCCCCGACUCCUCAUCCCAGGAGGCCCUGUCGGCCCCCACCUGCUCCCCCACCUCUGACUCUGAGAACCUCAGCCCCGAUGAGCUGGAGCUGCUGGCCAAGCUUGAAGAACAGAACCGGCUCCUGGAAGCCGACUCCAAGUCCAUGCGCUCCAUGAACGGCUCCCGGCGGAACAGUGGCUCCUCGCUGGUGUCCAGCUCCUCGGCCUCCUCCAACCUGAGCCACUUGGAAGAGGACACAUGGAUCCUGUGGGGCCGGAUCGCCAACGAGUGGGAGGAGUGGCGACGCAGGAAAGAGAAGCUGCUGAAGGAGCUGAUCCGCAAGGGCAUCCCACACCACUUCCGGGCCAUCGUGUGGCAGCUGCUGUGCAGUGCCACAGACAUGCCCGUCAAGAACCAGUACUCAGAGCUGCUCAAGAUGUCCUCGCCGUGUGAGAAGCUGAUCCGCAGGGACAUUGCCCGCACCUACCCAGAGCACGAGUUCUUUAAGGGCCAGGACAGCCUGGGCCAGGAGGUCCUCUUCAACGUCAUGAAGGCAUACUCCCUGGUGGACAGGGAGGUGGGCUACUGCCAGGGCAGCGCCUUCAUCGUGGGCCUGCUCCUCAUGCAGAUGCCUGAGGAGGAAGCCUUCUGUGUAUUCGUGCGGCUGAUGCAGGAGUACCGCCUGAGAGAGCUCUUCAAGCCCAGCAUGGCGGAGCUGGGGCUCUGCAUCUACCAGUUCGAGUACAUGCUACAGGAGCAGCUUCCGGAUCUGAACACCCACUUCCGCUCCCAGAGCUUCCACACGUCCAUGUAUGCCUCGUCCUGGUUUCUCACACUCUUCCUGACCACCUUCCCGCUACCUGUGGCCACCCGUGUCUUUGACAUCUUCAUGUACGAGGGCCUGGAGAUUGUGUUCCGGGUGGGCCUCGCCCUGCUGCAGGUGAACCAGACAGAGCUGAUGCAGCUGGACAUGGAGGGGAUGUCCCAGUACUUCCAGAGGGUGAUCCCCCACCAGUUCGACAGCUGCCCGGACAAGCUGAUCCUCAAGGCUUACCAGGUCAAGUACAACCCCAAGAAGAUGAAGAGGCUGGAGAAGGAGUAUGCCGCCAUGAAGAGCAAGGAGAUGGAGGAGCAGAUCGAGAUCAAAAGGCUUCGGACGGAGAACCGGCUCCUGAAACAACGGAUCGAGACCUUGGAGAAGGAGAGCGCUGCUCUGGCUGAUAGGUUAAUCCAGGGGCAGGUGACGCGGGCACAGGAGGCCGAGGAGAACUACGUGAUCAAGCGGGAGCUGGCGGUGGUCCGGCAGCAGUGCAGCUCGGCAGCCGAGGACCUGCAGAAGGCCCAGAGCACCAUCCGGCAGCUUCAGGAACAGCAGGACAACCCGCGCCUCACCGAGGACUUCGUGGCCCACCUGGAGACAGAGCUGGAACAGUCGAGGCUGCGGGAGACCGAGACGCUGGGGGCUCUGCGGGAGAUGCAGGACAAGGUUCUAGACAUGGAGAAGAGAAACAGCUCGCUGCCUGACGAGAACAACGUGGCGCGGCUGCAGGAGGAGCUGAAGGCACUCAAGGUGCGGGAGGGCGAGGCCGUGGCCUCGGCGCGGGAGCUGAAGCUGCAGCUGCAGGAGCUCUCGGACACCUGGCAGGCCCACCUGUCCCGCGGCGGCCGCUGGAAGGAGUCCCCGCGGAAGCUGGUCCUGGGCGAGCUGCAGGACGAGCUGAUGAGCGUGCGUCUGCGCGAGGCCCAGGCUCUGGCCGAGGGUCGCGAGCUGCGGCAGCGCGUGGUGGAACUCGAGACGCAGGACCACAUCCACCGCAACCUGCUGAACCGCGUGGAGGCGGAGCGCGCGGCGCUGCAGGAGAAGCUGCAGUACCUGGCGGCGCAGAACAAGGGGCUGCACACACAGCUCAGCGAAAGCCGCCGCAAGCAGGCCGAGGCCGAGUGCAAGGGGCGGCGGGGGGCGGGAGGAGCGGCCCGGCGGCCGGGUUCCGUCCGCGGGUGCGGCCGUGCCGGUCUUCAGCGCGCCGGUUCCCCGCCCCAGGUGCGGCUGCUGAAGGGCCCGCCGCCCUUCGAGGACCCGCUGGCCUUCGACGGGCUGGGCCUGGCGCGGCACCUGGAUGAGGACUCGCUGCCGUCGUCGGACGAGGAGCUGCUCGGUGUGGGCGUGGGCGUGGGCGCGGCGCUGCAGGACGCGCUCUACCCGCUGUCCCCGCGCGACGCGCGCUUCUUUCGCCGUCUGGAGCGGCCGGCCAAGGACAGCGAGGGCAGCUCAGACAGCGACGCCGAUGAGCUGGCCGCGCCCUAUAGCCAGGGCCUGGACAACUGAGGCCGUGCCCUGCCCUGCGUGCCGGAGCCCGGGGCGGGGGGGGGGGCCACCGCCCGCUCCUCCGCAGGUGGCCGCACCUGAUAAACUCCAACGCCCUCCGUGGUCCCGCCCACCAGAGGGCUAGGCCCAGAGCAGCGGGGCGCAGAGGGUAGGGCCGCGGUCUGAGGAUCCUCAGGGUCCCCCGGCAGGCCCACUCUCCCCAGCAGUGUUUACCCAUCUUGGUCUGUACCCCUCCGGGCCCGGUUCCCUGGAGGGUCUGCCCCUCUGAACAGCCAGGGCAGGGGAUGACCCAGAGGUCCCAGGACUGGACGAGCAGGAAGCUCCCUCCUCCCAGCAGUCCCCCUUCUGGGACAAGGGUGGCCCUGCUGGGAAGGGCCCAGGAGCUAAAGGAGGCCUAAGGAAGAAGGGGCAGCUCUGGGCUGGUUGCUACCACCCCCUGAUGCCCCUGGGGACCGUUGGUGGCUGGGCACAGAUGGCCAGCCUGGCCUUUCCUGCCUGGUGCAGGCAUCAUGGCCCCUGCAGCAGAAACCAAAGUCCCCCCUACUGUAUGCAGGGCCACCUGGGGUGUGAGUGGACAGCGGGAACCAGCCCAGGCCUGGGCAGUGUCUGUCCCUGCUUCUUGGGGGCCAGAACUGCUGCAAGGAAGUGAAGAGACCCCCUCUCCCCAGAGCCCCACAUCUUCCUUUUGAGACACUCCCAUCACCUUGUCUUGGCCAAUGAUGGAGGGUCUCCCCCACCCGAGCUAGCCUGCUCUCCAAGGGGUCCCCAGCCUCCAUGCCCCUUCCUUCCCUGUGUCCCCAGCCCCACCCUCUGGCCAAGGCCAGGCCCCAGGGGAGGAGCCUUCCCAGUGGAGUUACCUCCCCUUGGCUGCUCAUGGUGGUCCCGUGGUCUCUGCAGAGUCAGAGCUGAGAACGGUGCCAAAGUCCAACGAUGCCCCCAGCCCCUUGCCCCCAGGGCCUUGCGACCCUCAGGCCUGACCCUGUCGGUGCUCCUGGAGCCUGGAGCAGCGUCAAAAGCAAUCUCCCUGGCACUUCCUGGGGUGGGGAUCCAUGCUCAGUUACCCCCUUCCGGUCGCCCACUCCUCAGUGUUAACAAAGCCUGGGGACCAGGGUGGGCAUCCAAGGGGCUCUCCCAUGUGCCCCCCACACUGCCCACCAUCAUUUUGCACACUGCCUGUUCACACUCCACAUGUCGCCCAGGCGGGAAAGAUGGAAAAUAAAGUGUAUUUACACAGUCACAGACAA
Messenger RNA from Ailuropoda melanoleuca (giant panda), 3655 nucleotides. It is a transcript of the gene EVI5L, whose product is annotated as ecotropic viral integration site 5 like. The record is from RefSeq and is a predicted model, not a curated record. Gene Ontology annotation, biological process: regulation of GTPase activity. Gene Ontology annotation, molecular function: small GTPase binding; GTPase activator activity. NCBI's taxonomy places the organism in Eukaryota, Metazoa, Chordata, Mammalia, Carnivora, Ursidae.